AUGUUUACUUGUGCGCCGCGUUCGUAUUACGAGCGUUAUCAAAAUAUAUCAACGUAUGCACAAAGAUUAUGGUGGUGUUAUUAUUCUAGUUCUGAUGCUGUAGUUGAUACUGCACAACGACUAGGUGCAUGGGGGCAUUUUAAAGGUUCCGGUCAUGUUGUGGGCUAUAAGGUGUCAUCACGAACGGGACAAUUUCCCGAUGUAAAAUACGUUUUAACUAUACAACGAGGAUUAAAACCCUGUUCGACGUUACAGGUUUACGACGAAUGGUUGAUGCCCUAUUAUAAUAUACGUUCCGGGGUCGAUUGCUUUAAAAUUUGGCACCCGUCAACGGACGAGAUUCAAAAGCGUAUCAUAAGAGAAGACGAUUAUGUAAAAGACGACAUUUUACGUGAAACAUUGUUUAGAGUAUGUGAUGGCGUCUACUAUGGUCCUACCAUGUGUGUGUGA
Paramuricea clavata is the source of this 450-nucleotide messenger RNA. The record is from the annotation of a GenBank genome assembly. Lineage: Eukaryota; Metazoa; Cnidaria; Anthozoa; Malacalcyonacea; Plexauridae.